CAGCUGCGCGAGUCAUCUCAAGAACCAAUCAGAUGCGAGCAAGCAGGCACCGCUGUCUGUGAAUUGCCAACGCGUUAUGAGCGGAAAGACAAGCCAAGGCUGAACGCUGCCCAGGUAGGAAACCUUGAUGCCAAUAAACGGAGAAAAAAAGGGCAAAUAGAUAAAAACAACAACAGACGCAAGUCGAUAUAUUCUUUUCCACCCACGUUUUAAUUUUCAUCCUAAAAAGAUGCGCUUGGCAUGGCAUGCUUUCCAGAGCCUCAUCUAUUCUUCAUCUUCACUUGAUGGAAGAGGGAUGGAGAAGCGAGCUCGUUCUGUGUGAUUCACCCUCCUGCUGCAGAAGCGAUGAGUAACUUGCUCCCAAACACUUCUCUCUUGAAUUGGGAUGCAUUAGAGGGAAGAAACACGUCGUCUGCCCCGUCCUGGGAGCUGGAGCCGGUGCCCGUGAUGGUUAACCCGUGGGACGUGCUGCUGUGCGUGACGGGAACGCUCAUGUCCUGCGAGAACGCAGUGGUGAUCGCUCUCAUCGCCUACACGCCCACACUGAGAGCACCUAUGUUCGUCCUCAUCGGGAGUCUAGCGUUCGCUGACCUCCUGGCCGGCCUGGGCCUGAUCCUCAAUUUCGUCGUAACUUACAUAAUCGAUUCGGGAAUUGUCACGCUGCUGUCGACGGGGCUCGUCAUCACAGCCUUCUCGGCGUCUGUGCUCAACAUUUUUGCGAUAACUGUAGACCGUUACAUGUCGCUGUACAACGCGUUGACGUACCACACCGAGGGCGCGGUGACGUUCACCUACAUCACACUCAUCUUGAUGUGGGUCAUCAGCACCGCGCUCGGUCUGCUCCCCGUCCUGGGCUGGAACUGCUUGGAGGACGAGAGCACCUGUAGCAUCUGUCGACCGGUGAACAAAAACAACGCCGCGGCGCUCGCCGUGUCCUUCCUCCUGGUCUUCGCUCUCAUUCUGCAGCUGUACCUCCAGAUCUGUAAGAUCGCUUUCCGGCACGCUCAGCAAAUCGCCGUUCAGCGGCAGCUUAUGACUACCUCGCACUCAUCUUCCACCACGAAAGGGGUCUCCACCCUCACCACCAUCCUGGGCACUUUCGCCUUCUGUUGGGUCCCUCUCGCCAUGUACUCGCUGGUGGCCGACUCUCGAACCCCUGUGAUCUACACCUACGCCACGGCUCUUCCGGCCAUCUGCCACUCCAUCAUUAACCCCAUGAUAUAUGCGUUCAGGAACCCUGAAAUUCUCCGAUCUUUGAGGAUUGCUUGUUGCUGGUGCAUGCCUUACAGUUUCAUCAUGCGACCCAGGACCCCCAGCGAUGUGUAGCAUCUUCAGUUUAAAGCACAAUGUUGGCAUUGGCCUGUCUGUAAAGCACAUAUAAUCCACAUAUUGUAAUUUAAUUUUUUUUUUUUUUUGGCAGAUUUAAUAGCCUAGCACUUCAUAUUAUUGUGUCCAUGUUACACAGACACAUUACUAUACUUAACAGGAUAUCAGAAUAAUACUUUAACUUCCUUAUGGUAAAAGACAUGGUUGGUGAUGAGUAAAAAAAAAAAAGAGAGAGAGAUUUUGGUGCUUUUGCAUUCACUCAAUUUUGUUUGCUCGCAAAACUUUUGUAUCAGGAAUAAUAUGAGGUGGGAGGAAAAACUAUAUUUGAAUGUAUUUGAAAUUUUCCAUUCACUCAAAACCUUUGUGUUGCCCCAAGAAACUUUGUGCUAAAUGAGGUUGGAGGAAAAACUGUAUUUCAAUGUUUUUACAUUCUCUCGCAAAGCUAUAGUGUUUGCCCAAUAAAUUUAGCAUUUGCAUGCGAAGGUUUUGCAUAUCCAGAGAAAUUUUUAAUUUAUAUGAGGUGGGAGGAAAAACUUUAUUUGAAUGUAUUUAAAAUUUUGCAUUCACUCAAAACUUUUGUAUUGCUUUCCCUCGUGAAAUGAUUAUGUUAGAAAUAAUAUGAUUUGGGUGGAAAAAUUGCAUUUCGGUGCUCUUGAGAGUAAAUUAGAAGUUACUCACGGAAAUGCAAUAGUUUUACGAGAAAAUGCAAAUGUGAGAAUGCAAGAGCGCAGCAGAUUUCUCUGGUGGAAAGUGAUGGUUUACACAAAAGUGUACACAAAAGCAUCAAAUAUAAUUUUUCCUCCAAUCUCAUAUUUUUCCCUUUAGGGGCUCCAAACUGACUGGCAACAGAUAACUUGCAAGUUGCUUCAUUGUACAAUGGUACUGGUUUAAUACAUACCGUACAAUGACUUACUGUACUGGGCAAAUCAUUAAUAGCUGUCCAUGGUGUUUUAUAGCCACUGAGUCGAGAUGUGGCAUAUGUUCCAGCACUUCCUUGUGACAAUACAUACAAUAAAGCAAAAACAGAAAACGGAAGGAUGAAUGUACAAUUAAGUGAUUGUUGUUUGUGUGGCAGAUUUACAGGAUGCCUACUGUAUUGUAAAAUCAACCACAUAGCCAUAACAUAACUACAAUCCGCUGCUGGUUAAUAAUAAUAAUAAUAAUAAUAAUAAUAAUAAUAAUAAUAAUAAUAAUUAUGAAAUAUUGUGGGUAAAUAAUACAAUAUUGUCAGCUAAAUAUUAUAAUAACAUCCAGGACACAAAGUGAUUUCCAAAACAAUGAUAUCCAGUCAAACUACUGAAAUACCUUAUUAAUUCGCAGAAAAGCCACACAAAAAAGUGUUUCAUACUCUGUAGUUCUGGGUUUAAUGGGAUGUCUGUUCAAUGAAGUUCACCCGAGACAAAGUAAAGGCAGCCAAAAAAACAAAUUUGACACAUUGGAUUUACUGAACUUGAAUGAAACUACUGAAUUAUUUGAAAUAUUACAGCCAGUCUGAAAUGUCUACAUGUCUGAAUGUACUGUGUGUUGAGAAAAGUUUUAUUUGAGCAGCUGUGAUUGUGUCAGACUUUAAUUUUGUAAAACAAUUUAACCUUAAAAUGUUGGUCUUUAUACAAUUAUUUUCUGUGUAACGUUUAUAUAGAAGUAUAUUUUUGUACUUGCUUAGAAAGUUGCACUCCUUGUGUGUUGAGACGGGUCCCAGUGUCACUGAUCUCUGUCAGCUUUCACUCCAGAAACAUGGCUGUAUUUUUCAUGUUUGAAAGCCUUCUGCGUACUGCACAAUGUUAAUAAACUGACUUCAACUAAAAAAUAA
This is a messenger RNA of Carassius gibelio (silver crucian carp), 3136 nucleotides long. RefSeq names its product G protein-coupled receptor 185 a (gene gpr185a). The coding region runs from base 346 to 1326 and encodes 326 amino acids. Gene Ontology annotation, biological process: G protein-coupled receptor signaling pathway. NCBI's taxonomy places the organism in Eukaryota, Metazoa, Chordata, Actinopteri, Cypriniformes, Cyprinidae. Gene Ontology annotation, molecular function: G protein-coupled receptor activity. Gene Ontology annotation, cellular component: membrane. The record is from RefSeq and is a predicted model, not a curated record. The transcript is spliced from 2 exons.